Molecule: messenger RNA, 1365 nt
Organism: Penicillium oxalicum
Lineage: Eukaryota; Fungi; Ascomycota; Eurotiomycetes; Eurotiales; Aspergillaceae
Product: putative dipeptidase
Exons: 3
Coding region: 1-1365 (454 amino acids)
Biological process (GO): proteolysis
Molecular function (GO): metallodipeptidase activity
Source: RefSeq, a predicted model, not a curated record
AUGGACGAGAAGAAGUGCGAUCAGAGCGCACAUUGGGAACUGCCGCAAAACACACAAGAUGGAGUAACGACCCGCUCCGCUAGAACGGUCCAGAAAUCCACCUCGGCGCGAGCCUGGUUCUUCCUUCUCGGCGCUCUGCUUACCGGAUGUUGGAUCAUCUGGUCUCCUCAUCAUUGUCGUCGCUCAGGCAAACUCACAAUCGAUGACCGAGUGAAGCGCAUUUUGACCGAAACUCCUCUUAUAGAUGGUCACAACGACCUUCCCAUUUAUGUCCGAUCAAUUUUUCACAAUCAUAUCAACACGCCGAACUUCACAGACGGCUUCCUAGAAGGCACUCUUCCUGGUCAUGUCGAUGUACCGCGUUUGCAAAAAGGCCGAGUAGGCGGCAGUUUCUGGAGUGUCUUUGUCCCAUGUCCCGCGAACUGGGAGGACCUUACGGAUGAGAACUACGCGUCCAGCAUUCGAAUGACCGUGGAGCAAGUCGAUCUGAUAUCGCGUAUUCAGAAAGCGUUCCCCAAAGUCUUGUCCCCACCACCAAAUGGCACAACUGCCAUGGAGGCGUUCCGACAGGGCAAGCUUAUCUCACCCUACGGAAUUGAGGGCCUGCACUCGAUUGGUAAUUCACUGGCGCAUCUGCGAAUGUUCUACGACCUAGGGGUUUCGUAUGCCACCUUAACGCACAAUUGUCACAACAAGUACGCCGACGCGGCGCUCGUGGAACAGCGGGACCACGGUGUCAAGGUGGCCACUCCCCUUUGGCAUGGUGUGAGCCCCGCUGGCCAAAGACUGAUCUCCGAAAUGAACCGUCUCGGCAUGAUCGUUGACCUCGCUCACGUGAGUGCGGACACGAUGCGUGAUGUGCUCGGCGCCGGUAAGACCGACUGGGCGGGCAGUCGAGCUCCCAUCAUUUUCAGUCACAGCUCCGCCCACGCUCUUUGCCCACACCCGCGCAAUGUUCCCGAUGACGUCCUGGAACUCGUUCGUCAGCGAAACUCCGUCGUUAUGGUGAAUUUCUCCCCCGAUUUCAUCUCCUGUCAUGCUUCAAAUCGCAAGGAUGGAAUGCCAGAGCCCGACCCGUCGCACGCCACGCUGGAGCGGGUGGCAGAUCAUAUCAUGCAUAUUGGCAAAGUUGCCGGCUUUGAUCAUGUUGGCUUAGGUAGUGACUUUGAUGGGAUUGAAACGGUGCCCAAAGGUCUGGAAGACGUUUCCAAAUUUCCGGACUUGAUCGCAGAGUUGCUGCGGCGGGGGCUCACCGACGAGCAAGCUGCCAAGGUGGCUGGAGGCAAUCUGCUUCGCGUCUGGAAAGAAGUGGACCAGGUUGCGCUGCAGAUGCAGGCUGAGGGAGUGUUGCCAGAAGAGGAUUAG